Messenger RNA from Aureobasidium pullulans EXF-150, 1321 nucleotides. RefSeq names its product MGSUL7 PAPS reductase. Gene Ontology annotation, molecular function: phosphoadenylyl-sulfate reductase (thioredoxin) activity. The transcript is spliced from 2 exons. Lineage: Eukaryota; Fungi; Ascomycota; Dothideomycetes; Dothideales; Saccotheciaceae. Gene Ontology annotation, cellular component: cytoplasm. The coding region runs from base 189 to 1079 and encodes 296 amino acids. The record is from RefSeq and is a predicted model, not a curated record.
AUCCGGAUGCCGUGACCGGCUCUCGCAAGUAAUAUCAAUUCUGUCUUCUCUUUUCUCUCUUCUCUCAAUCCAUCUGUCAUACAAAUUCGAACAAGUCGUGUCUCCGCAGUUCUUCAUACGGAAUCUUGCCUCCAUCACUAUCGAGAAACCGAACAAAGGAAACACCAGAACAACAAAUUCACGCCACAAUGCCCCGCUCAUACUCAUCUGACCACGACGCGGAGUCGGGUUAUGCCAGUGGAAGCUCGAGUGCCAGCCUUCCUGAGGUCUACUUCUCUCGCCCACACCUCAAGUUCAUCAACCAGCAACUCCAAAACCUUGAACCUCAAGAUAUCCUUAAGUGGUGCAUCAUGACUCUGCCCCGUCUGUUCCAGACUACUGCCUUUGGACUCACUGGACUUGCCAUCAACGACAUGGUAUCGAAACUUGACAGCCCUAUCAAGCCCAACAUCGAUCUGAUCUAUUUGGACACCCUUCACGCAUUCCAGGAGACCUAUGAACUCGUCCAGGCAGUCAAGGACAGAUAUCCUAGCCUCACUAUUCACACCUACAAGCCCGAAGGUUGCGAGAACGUCGAGGAUUUCAACCGCAAGCACGGCGAGAAGCUAUGGGAGACCAACGAAGAACUUUAUGAUUAUGUUGCUAAGGUCGAGCCUGCUCAGCGCUCGUACGCUGAGCUGGGUGUUGCUGCUGUCAUCACUGGGCGUCGCCGUAGUCAAGGCGGCAAACGAGGAGAUCUCGACAUCGUUGAGCUUGAUGAUGCGGGCAUGAUCAAGAUCAACCCUCUUGCGAACUGGUCCUUCCAGCAAGUCAACGACUACAUCAAGGAGAACAACGUUCCCGUCAACGCCUUGAUGUCUAAGGGUUACCGUUCGAUCGGUGACUGGCACUCUACUCAGCCUGUCAAGGAAGGCGAGGACGAGAGAGCUGGUCGCUGGAAGGGUCGCAGCAAGACUGAGUGUGGCAUUCACAACAAGAAGAGCCGCUACGCCAUGUUCUUGCAAGAGCAGGAACAGAAGCGUCAGGAAGAGCUCAGCCAGGCCAUUCAGUCAGGCCUCAACAUUGAGCAAGUGGUCUAGAGGUUCCUCCUUGUUCUCGUUCUUUUUUAUCUUUUGCGAAUUUAGCAUAGGCGUUGGUCGGAUCAUGAUGGGGCAUAUCGGAGUUUUAUAGUUAAGCGGCAUCUGGUGGGAUACUCAAUACCUCAGCAUUGGAAGGUGGAUACACGAUGACCCACGUCUUUCAUAGUAACGAAACUACAAAACGUGCAAAGGCACUAGGUAGCAUUCACAGAAAAGUCCCAAAUUUUAAUAACAUGACAACG